Molecule: messenger RNA, 1473 nt
Organism: Rattus norvegicus (Norway rat)
Lineage: Eukaryota; Metazoa; Chordata; Mammalia; Rodentia; Muridae
Gene: Asprv1
Product: aspartic peptidase, retroviral-like 1
Exons: 1
Coding region: 201-965 (254 amino acids)
Biological process (GO): protein processing; proteolysis
Cellular component (GO): membrane
Molecular function (GO): aspartic-type endopeptidase activity
Source: RefSeq, marked validated
ACAGACAGCCUGCCUCUGCCUCUGUGCCCAGCAGCCAGCCAAGACACAUUGUGUCUGCUGCCUUCAACUUGUCCAGGCCGGGCAAGAACACGGCCCAGCCGACAAAGCCCUCGCUCUCCAGCGUGAUUGCGCCCACACUCUUCUGUGCGUUUCUUUACUUGGCUUGUGUCACUGCUGAACUUCCAGAGGUGAGCAGAAGGAUGGCCGCCAGUGGAGUCAGAAGCAAGGAAGGACGCAGGGAGCAUGCCUUCGUCCCAGAGCCUUUCAAUGGUACUAACGUAGCUCCCAGUCUUUGGCUGAACCGCUUUGAAGUCAUCGAUGACCUCAACCACUGGGACCAUGCCACCAAACUGAGGUUCCUGAAAGAGUCCCUCAGGGGAGAUGCCCUGGAUGUCUACAACGGACUCGAUUCUCAGGCCCAGGGCGAUUACAAUACUGUGAAGGAAGCCCUCCUGAAGUCCUUCGGGGGCCUUGGGGCAGCCCACAAUAAGCCCAAAGAGAUUGUGUUUGCCAACAGUAUGGGUAAGGGCUACUACCUUAAAGGGAAGAUCGGUCACGUGCCUGUGAGGUUCCUGGUGGACUCUGGGGCUCAGGUGUCUGUGGUUCACCCAGCCUUAUGGGAGGAGGUCACUGACGCUGACCUGGAUACCCUUCGUCCCUUUGACAAUGUGGUCAAAGUGGCCAACGGGGCAGAGAUGAAGAUCUUGGGUGUGUGGGACACAGAAGUGGCCUUGGGCAAGCUGAAGUUGGAGGCCCACUUUCUGGUGGCCAAUGCAAGUGCAGAGGAGGCCAUUAUUGGUACCGACGUGCUGCAGGACCACAAUGCCGUGCUGGACUUCGAACACCGCACCUGCACCCUGAAGGGGAAGAAGUUCCGCCUGCUUCCUGUCGGGGGCUCCUUGGAGGAUGAGUUUGACCUGGAGCUCAUUGAGGAGGAGUCUUCUGCCCCAGAGGCCUCCCACUAAGAAACCUCCCUUCCUUGUUCCCAGCAUUGGCAGGGAGACCUUGUGUUGGGGGAAGCAGAUGUUGGGGUUUUGUGGGGCCUUGCCAGUCUUUACACUUGUUCUCAGUUUCCCUCCUUCUACAGAGGACUUGCCUUGCCUCUGUCUGGGGAGGGAAGCCAGCUUGGUGGCCUAAAGCAGUGCCCCCAGAGUCUUCAAAGACUUCUAAGGCUGGCAGAAGCUUCUAAGGAGGUUAGGAAUAUCUAUCUUGAGAGAGAGCUGGGGACCUUUUUAGAUGCCCUCAGUCACUUUCACAUCCACAAGCCUGCUGAGCUGAGCCUGGUUCCUGGCUAAGCCCCUCGAGAUGCAGAUCCUUGGAGGAGACUGGCAGCUGCUCUGGAGUCAGUCCUCCCACCGAGUCCUCCCACCUGCACAAGGAUGCUCCCGCCUGUCACUUGCCUUGAAUCUCACGGAGCCUGUGUCAAUAAUUCAAUUAUUUCAAAACACCAAUAAAGAUCUGUUCAUGGAAAAA